This is a messenger RNA of Galleria mellonella (greater wax moth), 1717 nucleotides long. Its product is annotated as solute carrier family 2, facilitated glucose transporter member 8-like. The transcript has 10 exons. Bases 110 to 1555 code for a protein of 481 amino acids. The record is from RefSeq and is a predicted model, not a curated record. Gene Ontology annotation, molecular function: transmembrane transporter activity. Gene Ontology annotation, biological process: transmembrane transport. Lineage: Eukaryota; Metazoa; Arthropoda; Insecta; Lepidoptera; Pyralidae. Gene Ontology annotation, cellular component: membrane.
UCAUUAUGUUGACAUUCAUAAUUAUAGUAACAAUCGCGCAGUAUAUCUUUAGUAGUUGUUAAAAAAGGACAUUUUAGAUUCAAAUUUGUAUUUACGUAAAAAAUACAAAAUGGUGUCGGGAGUAUGGUUUCAGACUUUCACAGCAAUUGCAGCUUCUUUUGGUUCUGCAUCGAUGGGCUUACUUAACGUCUGGCCAUCGUACACGCAGUAUCUUUACACUGCUAACGACACAGUAUAUCUGGCAAAACCCAUGACAGAUUCGGAGGUAGCAUUAUUGGGUAGCCUUCCAUCUUUGGGAGGAAUGAUAGGAACUGCAGUAACAGGUGUAUUAAUUGACAAAUUUGGUAGAAGAUUAGGGGGUCUUUCAAUUACGAUUCCUUUUGUGCUGUCUUGGGCUAUAAUUUAUGUAUCGUCUUCAUCUCUCCUAAUUCUUGCGGCAAGAUUACUAGGAGGCAUAGCAGGUGGAGCAUAUUUGAUUUAUGGACCUGUAUUUAUAUCGGAAGUAGCUGAUGACUCUAUUAGAGGAUUACUAGCAACAUUUCCAAAUCUGUUUUAUGGAAUAGGAGUAUUCUUCUCCUAUCUUCUGGGAUGGUAUUCCACUUACUCAGUGACGAUUUGGAUUAAUUUACUGGUCGCUGUAAUCUGCUGCCUUCUAGUUAUGUCUGUGAAAGAGAGUCCCAUAUUUUUACUAAGACAAAACAGAGAAGAGGACACGACAAAUGCGAUAGCCCAUUACAAAGGUUCAUCCCCCUCAUCCACGGUUGUGUUGAAAGAGUUAUCUAAAUUGAAAUUACGCUUAACGCCAAUUGUUGAGUUGAUAUCUAUUAAUGAAGAUUCUUUAUCAAAGACCGAGGAAGCAGAGAAGGAGAAGUUAAACUCUGAUAGCGUCAUACCUGAAAUACAACAAAAACAAUCGUCUUGGAGAUCAUUAUUUGCAUCGCCGUCAUCACGCCGAGCUUUUUUUACUUUGUUGACUAUAAUAACAUUACAGGUCUUCAUGGGUCUAGUACCAGUACAAGUGUUCGCCAAGAAGGUGUUCAACGAAGCAGAUCCAAGCAAAGCGGAUCUUUUUUCAGUUAUAUUUGCUUUAAUGUUGAUAUUCGGAUGUUUUGUUACUGCAUUCAUAUCUGAUAAAGCUGGACGAAGGGUUCUGGUGAUCAACUCAUCGGGCUUGGUAGCGAUAUCCAUGGUCAUGCUCGGCGUGCAGACGCAGAAGAGUCUGGGUGCUCCGUGGGUGACGGUGGUCAUUAUACUAUUGUACUGUUUCUUCUUCAUGUGUGGAGCUGGCACGGUCCCUUAUGUAUUGAUGUCAGAAAUAUUUACUCCCGAGGUACAAAAUAUUGCCUCGCUAUUAAUAGGAGAAUGGGUUUGGUUCUUAAAUUUUGCUAUUAUAGCGAUCUUUCCAUAUAUCACAAGUUGUUUAGGAAUGCACGGGGCGUUUUAUAUAUUUGCCGGCUUUGCCCUGAUUAAUGCUGUUGUUAGCUAUAUAAUAGUUCCAGAAACCAAAGGUUUAUCGAAUGUCGAUAUACAAGAAGCAUUUAGUAGAAGGAAAUAGAUUAAAAAGUGUCUUGGAGUACAAAUAUCUCCAAUCAUAAUGAAAUCAUUAGCUGGUUGCUAAUUUGAUGGAUUGUUCUCAAUAGACUAAUGUAAAAUAUUAUAAUUGCUAUGACAAAAAUAUAAUAAUGAAUAGGAAUAAAAAUAAUUAUUUUUAAAUAUC